AUGGACGCGCCGGCGCUGCUUGCCGCUGCGGCCCCGGCCCCACGCGGACCCCAGCUCGGCGGCGGCCCCGGCCGGACCCGCAGAACCCCGGGCUCAGCGCACCGCCGGCUGCUGCUGCUGCGGGACCCAGAGGACGGCGCGCAGGGGCCGCGGCGCGGGGAGGCCCGGCCGGCGGGCCCCGGCGGCGGCGACUCCUUCGUGGUGCUCCUGGAAGUGGCGCGCGGCGCGGCCGAAGCCCCGGGGCGGCGGGAGACCGAGCCCCAGCCCGGCGCCGCCGCGAGCCCGGCCGACCGCCCUGCGCAGGUCCCCGGCGCCGCGCCUCUCGUGGGCCCCCGGGCCGCCGGCGGCCAGGACCUGCUGGUGCACCUGGAGCGUGGCGUCCUCGCGCUGGCCGCGCCGUCCCGGCGUCCGCCGCCCGGCCAGGAGGCCGCCAGCCCGGCAGGGGCCCGCCGCGCGUCCGCCGGCCCCGGCUACCGCUGCCCCGAGCCGCAGUGCGCGCUCGCCUUCGCCAAGAAGCACCAGCUCCAGGUGCACCUGCUGACGCACGGCGGCGGCCAGGGCCGGCGGCCCUUCAAGUGCCCGCUGGACGGCUGCGGCUGGGCCUUCACCACGUCGUACAAGCUCAAGCGGCACUUGCAGUCGCACGACAAGCUGCGGCCUUUCGGCUGCCCGGUGGGCGGCUGCGGCAAGAAGUUCACCACCGUGUACAACCUCAGGGCGCACAUGAAGGGCCACGAGCAGGAGAGCCUGUUUAAGUGCGAGGUCUGCGCCGAGCGCUUCCCCACGCACGCCAAGCUCAGCUCGCACCAGCGCAGCCACUUCGAGCCCGAGCGGCCCUACAAGUGCGACUUUCCCGGCUGUGAGAAGACGUUCAUCACGGUGAGCGCUCUGUUCUCCCAUAACCGGGCCCACUUCAGGGAACAGGAACUCUUUUCUUGCUCCUUCCCUGGAUGCAGCAAACAGUAUGACAAAGCCUGUCGUCUGAAGAUCCACCUGAGAAGCCACACAGGCGAAAGACCUUUCAUCUGUGACUCUGACAGCUGUGGCUGGACCUUCACCAGCAUGUCUAAGCUCCUGAGGCACAAAAGGAAGCACGAUGAGGACCGCCGCUUCCCCUGCCCCGUCGAGGGCUGCGGGAAGUCGUUCACCAGGGCCGAGCACCUCAAGGGCCACAGCGUCACCCACCUGGGCACCAAGCCCUUCGCGUGUCCCGUGGAAGGGUGCUGUGCCAGGUUCUCCGCGCGGAGCAGCCUCUACAUUCACUCCAAGAAGCACCUGCAGGACGUGGCCGCUACGAAGAGCAGGUGCCCGGUGUCCAGCUGCCACAGGCUCUUUGCUUCCAAGCACAGCGUGAAGGCCCACGUGAUCAGGCAGCACCCCCGGCACCCAGACCUCUUCCCUCCGCUGGGAGCUCCAAGCGCGCUCGCGCCCAGCAGUGACCUCAGCAGCCCCGGCCAGAGUGAGUUCAGCAGCGUGGACCUGGCAGUCCUCUUCUCCGACACGCCUGGCGACAGCGGUGGUGCCCCCAGGACCUCCGACGAGGCGCUCCGCACUGGGAUCCUGACUGUCGACGUGACUUCUGUGAGCGCCUCUCUCGGGGGGGGCCUCCCUGCCAGUCAGGCUGCCUCAGGGCCCAUGGGCCCCCUGGUCUUGGUGGCCCACAGUGACGUCCCACUGGGCCCGGACAGGCCCCUCGUCCUCGGGACGGCAGCCACGGUUCUCCAGCAGGGCAGCCUCGCUGCAGGUGACGUGCAGGCCGUGGACCCAGGGGCGCUGGGCUGUCUGGUGGCUCUGCCCAUGAAGAGCUUGAGUCGGGACCCCCAGGCUUUGACCUCUGCGAGCGGCCCCCAGGGAGACAGCAGUGCCCCGGAGCUGCUGGUUCCCAUCAAAGUGGAACCAGACUCGGCCCCCGACCCCGACGCCGUCAGACAGCAGGCGUGGAGCGGAGGGGCGCCGCAGCCUGUGGAGUCCAGCCCUGCAGAGGAGCUCGGACCUCGGAAAGACGCGGGACUUGGUGCGGGGACCGGCGGCUUCUACUUGCUGUGUGACGUGGGCCAGCCUGGCGUCUGUGAGCCCAGAAGGCGCGUGGCGAAGGGGCCGCAGGAAGGCGGGGGCUCAGCAAGAACUGAUUCCCGAGCCAUUCAACUAGCCAAGGAAAAAAAGCAGAGAGGAGCUGGGAGCCACACAGGAGCCGCGGGGCCCGCACUGAGCACAGGAGAAGGUGACGUACCUGCCGGCCCGGGAGCCUGGCUGUGGGGCAGCCUCGCAGUGCCCGGUGUGGCUCUGCCGUGCGUCCAGGUCCAGCUGCUGCAGGAUGACCCCUCAGGGCACGUGGUCUUCCCGUUGGCGCCCGGCCCGCAGCCUCCUGUCUCCCACCCCCUGCUUGCUGUCAUGCCCGUCUGCGUCCUCCAGGAGGUGCUCCCUGCAGCUGGAGGGGCCACUGGGCCCGAGGACAUGUGGAGCUCGGGCAGCACGGUCGGCCUGUGGGCCCUGCAGUGAAACCAGCUCUGCCUGGGCCGAGGGCGCCACUUGGAAGGCUGGCCUCGUUCUUCAGAGACUUUGGGUACAUUUUCGCAAGUGUUUUUCUUACGUUUAUCAGGGAGCUGUUUGGGGCCGUACCAUCCUCUCAGGGCAGAGCGUGCCUUUUCCCCGCUCGGCUGUGCACGCAGCCUGCAUCUGCCUGGGCUUGCUGCGUGCCUAGGGAAGAGGACGGAGCCUCCGCGGUGGCCUCUGACGGGCUUCAGCACUGGGCGCAGCGUCUGGCUGAGAGCGAACAGGCUGUCCCCGCCCUCGGUGGGGGUCGCGGUUGAGCUGGGGUGGCACCGGGUCUAGUGGCCCAGGUGGCCUGGUGUCAGGGGAACGUGACGGGUGACGAGGCCCCCGGGCCCUGUCGCAGCCCCUGCACAGACCAAAUAUGGAGUUAAACCUUUAAAGUGAUGAAUUUGAGUUCUGUAUUUGGGUAGUAACAUCUAAUGGCAAUUGGACAGCGGUUUGUACAGCCACGUUUUAAGCACGGAGGUGUGUGCAUUGUUGAGGGUGACUGUGUGUUUUCACGGAGCGAGGUCUGUCCUGCAGAAGGAGACAAGUCAGUGGGCCGGACACGGGCUCUCAGAAACGGUGUUUUGCCUUGUGCCUUUCGAAGUGUUUUUGUUCAGAUGCUGUUUUGAUUCUCAGGCUUGGGAAUCAUCCCAACUCUGCCCAUUCUGUUUGUUUGUUUGUCUCUCUUAAGUUUUUGGGCUUCUGGUUCUGAUUUCUACCGUGACUCCGCUGUGUCUUGCAUGGGGGAGGGGGUGUUUCCAUCUCUAGAUGGUGCUCCCCGAAGCCCCGGGUUGUCCAGUGGCCCCUCCACGAGGAGCCAGGCCCGGCGGCCUCCUGUCCUGCAGGAGGGGAGUCUGGGCCGUGCGGCUGGACCUCUGUCCCGCACACCCCCAGUGGGUGUCCCCCUGAGGUGCUCAGGACUUCCGUUUCCUGGGCACUGAGGUCCCUGCUGGCAUUGGGCCCAACUCCUCAUGUGAGUGAAUGAAUUAAAAGUUUUUGUACAGCU
This is a messenger RNA of Lagenorhynchus albirostris (white-beaked dolphin), 3544 nucleotides long. It is a transcript of the gene ZXDC, whose product is annotated as ZXD family zinc finger C. The transcript has 11 exons. Gene Ontology annotation, biological process: regulation of transcription by RNA polymerase II. The record is from RefSeq and is a predicted model, not a curated record. Gene Ontology annotation, cellular component: nucleus. Gene Ontology annotation, molecular function: transcription coregulator activity. NCBI's taxonomy places the organism in Eukaryota, Metazoa, Chordata, Mammalia, Artiodactyla, Delphinidae. Bases 1 to 2499 code for a protein of 832 amino acids.